Paralichthys olivaceus (Japanese flounder) is the source of this 1688-nucleotide messenger RNA. It is a transcript of the gene gpa33b, whose product is annotated as glycoprotein A33 (transmembrane), paralog b. Lineage: Eukaryota; Metazoa; Chordata; Actinopteri; Pleuronectiformes; Paralichthyidae. The record is from RefSeq and is a predicted model, not a curated record. Gene Ontology annotation, cellular component: plasma membrane.
GCUCCUGGACUGAGACCAUCAGUUUUAGAUAUUUUUUAAUGUCUGGAUGAUUUUAUCCCAUUACAGCGAUGACGACAAAGAAGCAGGUUGGAUGGCGAAAGCUGUUUCUGAUUCUCACAGUGCUGCCCUGCUGCAGGAGCUUAGAGGUUUCUAUUCCUGAGCGUGAAUACAUGGUUGCAAGUGGAAGUGACGUUUCCUUGACCUGCUCCUUCAUCCCAGCUCGAACAGGCUACAGCACACUCGUCCUCAGUUGGGAGGUCGACCCCGAAAAUAUCAACGAUCCAAUGAAAUCUGUGGCCACCUACUUUAAGAAUAAUCCUGUUGACAUUGCACCUGCCUAUGAAGGCCGAGCCACUCUGGAGGUCGACCUAGAAAACCAUGUGAGCACACUCACCCUGAACAAGGUGACCGUGAAGGACAGCCGUCGUUACCAGUGCAGUGUCUUGAUCCCCAAUGACGACGAGGGAACAACAACUGCCGCCACUUCCCUUUUGGUCCUGGUGCCGCCCUCUCCGCCGGUCUGCAGCAUACAUGGGAAAGCAGAGUACUGGAAGGACAUCUCCCUCACCUGCAUCUCUGAGCAGGGAUCCCCGAAACCUACCUAUGAAUGGAAGAGCUCCAGUGUAGAAAACUUUCCCAGAGUACUUCCACCUAGGGCAACUCAAAAGGACGGGGUUCUGUCUCUCUUCAAUAUUUCCAGAGAGACGUCAGGGUUCUUCACUUGCAUGUCAACAAAUCGAGUCGGCACUGCCAGCUGCAACAUUACCUUAGCAGUAACACCUGGUGGUAUGAAUAUGGGCUCCACUGCAGCUAUAAUUGGAGGAGUCCUCGCUGGUCUCCUGCUUCUGGGGAUCGUCAUCUUCUGUUACUGCCGCAAAAAGGGCAAAAAGGAAGAGUAUGCUGAGGGUGCUCCUGGAGAAGUGAAGUUCUAUGACAGAGAUGCUCCUGAGGCUGGAGAGCAGUACUUGGACGACAAGUUGAGCAUCGAGACAAAGGAACACAAACAGCACGAAGACAUGGAAGCUGCUCCCCUAAACAGUUACACUGUUACAGUUGCUCACAAGUUUGACGAUGAUCAAAACAGUCACAGCAGUGGUAAAGAAAGAGAUGGUGGCAAGGGCAGUGACAUCGACUCUAAGCGUUACCGGGAUGACCAGCAUGAUCACUAUCGUGGGAGUCGUGAUCGUCUUGAUGAUAAACCUAACUAUCAUAGAGGAAGCCGUGAUGGACUCGACGAACAACGUGAUCGUUCCCGUGGCAGCCGUGACCGACUCGACGAACAACCCCCUCGUUCCCGUGGCAGCCGUGACCGACUCGACGAKCAWCSRGAUKAUUARCGUGGCAGCCGAGAUCGACUUGACGACCAACGUGAUAAUUAUCGUGGCAGCCGAGAUCGACUCGAUGAGCCUCGUGAUCGUUACGGUGGCAGUCGAGAUCGACUCGAUUAUAGAGACGAUCAAUACAGGCACUGAUAUGAGUAAUCCCUUCUUACUGAACGCUCUUUAAAGACCCGUGUUAAUUUAGGGUAGCUAACCUGGUUGGGUUAACAUGGUUGAAGGUCUGAGUUGCAUAAAUCCAUAUCAUCCAAAUCAACCUGGCUUAUAUUAUAGUAAAAACCAUACAACUCAUAUUUACAACAGUGAAUAAAAACAUAUAAUGUAUUGGUAUCCUGAUUAUAGGAGAAUAAC